AGGGGCGGGCUGAGCGCGGCCCGCCCAGCGCGGCUCUCCGGCGGCGCCGAUGGGGCUGGGGACCUGGCUGCGCUCGCUGGGCGGCUGCUGCGGCUGCUGCGGAGGGGAGGCGGCGCCGCCCGAGAAGGAGCCCUUGCUCAGUAACAACAAUCCCUACACCUCCUUCGGAGCCACGCUGGCACGGGAUGAGGAGCAGAAUCUGUGGAGCACCCCACAUGACGUGACCCACACAGAAGCGGAUGACGACCGGGUGCUGUACAACAUGAUUGUGGUCAGGAACCAGCUGGACAAGGACUCGGAGGAAUGGCAAAAGCUCAACUACGAUAUUUAUACCUUACGGCAGACCCGAAAAGAAGUGAGAAGCAGGUGGAAGCACAUUUUGGAGGAUUUAGGUUUCCAGAAGGAAGCAGACUCCCUCUUGUCAGUGACCAAACUCAGCAUCAUCAGUGACUCUCAGAACAUGGGCAAAGCCAGGGACAUCUUGUUAAAGCUCUCUGAAGAGACAAACAUCUUCCCGACCAGCUGGGAGCUUUCUGAGCGCUACCUCUUUGUGGUGGAUCGUCUCAUAGCUCUGGAUGCUGCAGAUGAGUUCUUCAAGAUGGCCAGCGUGAUGUAUCCAAAGAGACCCAGCGGGGAAAGAGUGGAUGAUAGUCAGAAGGCUCUGCAGUGCAUCUCUGUCAUGACACCCUGAAAAUGUGCCUCGCUGGUGCGAGAUGGACAGCAGGUUACUUACCCUCCAGGACCAGGCUCCUCUACCAAGGGGUUAGCACAAGUAGUGGUGCUCCUUGUUUUCCUGCAGAGAAGCAAAUGGGCUGGCCAGAGCAGAGCAAGGAGGUCAGCAAGCUGUGCCCCACCAGGAGGGCAUGGAAAGGCAGAUGCUGGCCCCAAGGUCCUCCCUAGCAGAAGGAAGCAAGAACUGCCGUAGUGUAGCCCCAGACAGAGACCGCUAGCCGAGUAGUGUGUGAUAGGUCCGGGGGGAAUCUGCCACGCAAGGCAUUGCUACCACUAGCUGCAAAAGUCGAGAUGCCUCUAUUUACAAGCGCUGCAAGAUCCGCGUUUCCGCCUACCGCUGGUACCUGCCACUGUCCCUACCCUCGACCCUGCUACCUCAGUCAUCUACAAUUCUGUGACGUUUCUCUGUACACUGGUCCUCUUCCUCAUCCCCAGCCCAUGGCAGCCCCGCCAGGCAGGUCCCAGGGGAUUUGGCAAAGAGACAGGAGCAGCACGUAGCCAGGAGAUGAGUUAAUGCCCGGUGGCAAAGCCUUGGAGCUGUGUCACAGUUGGGUGUUCUAUCCCCAGCCAUUAGUGUCAGGAGGCAUUUGUGUCAGGGGAUGCUCAGCCUGACUUCUUAAAAGAAGGUAGAUUUUAGGAAGGUGCCAAGGUCAGAGUUGCUGAGAAUUUGGCUACUAUAAUAUCCUCAGACUGGUUGCCCAGCAUCUUAAUUUCUGAAAGUUUUGGUCUUAAUUGCAUAAAAAAUUUCCCACUAUAAAGCUGCACGUACUGUCAAUAUAUACCAUCCCUACUGUUAAUGAGGAUUUUUAAUUAAUAUCCUUUAUAUCUUGAGUUUUUGUCUGAUGAUGAGCAAUAAUUUUAAAACACUGGAUUUAAUAAUGUAAAAACAAGUGGAAGUUCUUAACUGAUUAACACAUACGCUGCUAAUUGGCCAGUUGAAAAUGCUGGCUACAAAGGACCUCCCAAAAUAGCAAAACACACCUUUUGUUUGUUUAUAUCUACAGUGUUUGAAAUAUAUAUAUUUAUGAAUUGUUUCUGUUUGUCAGACUUCCUGGGAAGCAUUUUUGUCAACUCAGGACAUCAGUGAAAACUGAUUUUAAUAAACAAAACACAUUACAAAACUAACGGGU
This is a messenger RNA of Falco peregrinus (peregrine falcon), 1862 nucleotides long. It is a transcript of the gene MREG, whose product is annotated as melanoregulin. NCBI's taxonomy places the organism in Eukaryota, Metazoa, Chordata, Aves, Falconiformes, Falconidae. Gene Ontology annotation, biological process: melanocyte differentiation; melanosome transport. Bases 50 to 691 code for a protein of 213 amino acids. The record is from RefSeq and is a predicted model, not a curated record. Gene Ontology annotation, cellular component: melanosome. The transcript has 5 exons.